AUGAAUGAUUUCCUAGAUACAUGCGACUACGUGAACUGUAACGAUGAUGCAUGUGAAGGCGGUGGAUAUCUUCUAUGGACUCAAUACGUGGAAUGUGCUCCGAAUACUGUUUCGAGAGUUUUCAUUAUAAUUUCUGCAGUCCUUUAUAUGUUACUUCUAUUCCUUAUGGUCAGCUCUGCAGCCGAUGAUUUCUUUUCUCCAUCCAUUUCUUCCAUUGUUGCUCAUUUGAAAAUUAGUGAAUCUGUUGCAGGUGUCACAUUCAUGGCAUUUGGUAAUGGAGCUCCAGAUGUUUUCGGUUCAAUUGCAUCAGUUCUGAGUAGUCCAACUCCAAAAGCAGAUCUUGCUCUCGGAGAACUAUUCGGUGGAGGUCUUUUUGUCACGACAAUGGUUGUCUCUACAAUCAUUUUAACUUCUCCUUUCGAUGUAGAAGUAUUCAGUACAAUCCGUGAUCUUCUCUUCUAUUUAAUCGCUCUUUCUUUUCUUGGUUUCUGCUUUAUUUUCUAUAAUCGAGUCACUUUGUGGAUGCCUUUGACAUUUCUGGGACUAUACUUACUGUACGUUCUGACAGUAUUUGGAGCUCAAGCAGUUCAUAAUCGAAAGCGGAAAGCAAUUCAAAAGAAGAACAGUACGAAGAGUAAAAGAAGUCAGAGAAGCCGAAAAAGUGUUCAUAGUAUUGCUCCGAUGCCAGUUAUUCCUGAAAUUGAAGUGCAGGAACAAACAGCCCCAUUUCCCGAAAUAUCAGUUGUUACGGGAGCAAUUGACAAACUGAAAGAACACAUGGCUGAGAAAGCUCAAACGCCACGAAGAUACACGAAAAGAGCUUCAUUCUUGGUGAAUGGAGAUGGAAAUGUGAAUCAUUUGCAUCCAUAUUCAAAGAAUAAUCAUUUGGGAAUUUCGAGACGAGAAAGCGAGUUAUCAAAUGAAGAUGAAGAAUUCGUUGUUAUUCAUGGACAUGUAUUUCAAGGCCAUGAAGCAAGAAGUAGAGCUGCUAGUCUUGUUCCAGAACCAAGAAAAAUCAGUAGUUGGCAAUCGAGAGGAAUCAUAACUGAUCUGGUGGAACACUUGGAUCCACGUCCUGAUGCCGAGGACUGGGAAGAGAUGAAUAUUUUCUCGAAAGUUUUAUCCUACAUAAAUGUAGGUCCCGUCUUCUUAUUCAGACUGACAAUUCCAUUGAACGAACAAAUUUUCCUGAAAUCUCCGUUUUCUGGUAGUCCGGGAUUGUGGCUCUAUGGAUUGGCAGUUUCCGUCAUCAUUUCUGGUUUUUUGAUAGUUUUCACGGAGUUGGGAGUUCAGCCGAAAUAUUACAAGGAAAUUUAUUCAUACGCAGGAUUCAUAAUGUCAAUUGCAUGGAUUUAUUUGAUAUCAUCAGAAGUUGUAAACGUGGUGACAAUGUUGGGAGUAGUGUCAAGAGUAUCACAUGAAGUACUUGGAUUGACGAUUCUCGCAUGGAGUAAUAGUAUUGGAGACCUGAUUGCUGACGUGUCUGUUGUGAAACAAGGUUAUCCGAGAAUGGCGAUGGCUGCUGCUAUUGGAGGACCGUUAUUCAAUCUAUUGAUGGGAUUCGGAUUACCAUUUACAAUUGCAAAGUUGCAAGGAAAAUACAUUUCGUUUCCUCAAAUGAAACAAUGGAUAUUUAUUGUUCUGAUUCUUUGUUUUGUUAUCAAUGGAUGUGAUGGAUGGCAAGCGAAUUUAGGGAAAUUGGUUAGAAAAUGGAAAGUGGCUGAAGAAAUUGAUGAGUGUAUUCCUGAUGAUAGUGAUCAAUGUACAGUUCAAGGAAAUUGGUCAAGCACACAAGUGUGUUCCUAUGUCAAAUGUAAUGAUGACAACUGUGAAGGCGGUGGGUAUUUACUAUGGACUCGAUACGUGGAAUGUGCUUCCAAUCCAACUGUUCGUAUUCUUUUGAUAAUUGUUGGUGUUAUCUACAUGUUAUUCCUCUUCAUUAUGGUCAGUUCGGCAGCUGAUGACUUCUUUUCUCCCUCUAUUUCUUCCAUUGUUGCGCAUCUGAGAAUCAGUGAAUCUGUUGCGGGUGUUACAUUCAUGGCUUUCGGAAACGGGGCUCCAGAUGUGUUCGGAGCAAUUGCAUCAGUUUUGAGUAGUCCAACUCCGAAAGCAGAUCUUGCUCUCGGAGAACUAUUUGGAGCUGGACUAUUUGUCACAACUAUGGUUUUAGCAGUCACAAUUUUCACAAGACCAUUCAAAGCAGAGGUAUUCAGUUCGAUUCGAGAUAUUGUUUUCUAUCUCAUUGCUCUCUCGUUUCUUGCACUUUGUUUUGUUUUUUACGAUCAUGUCGAAUUCUGGAUGCCAAUUUCCUUCCUUGGAAUAUAUCUCAUCUAUGUUUGUACAGUAAUCCUCUCCCAAAUUCUUCAUAAUCGUCAGAAAAGGGAAAGAGAAGAGACGAUAGUGAAGUCAGUUGAUGUGAUAUCGGUUAUUAGUUUGGAUGAUGAUGAAGAUAUCUAUAUAAGUCACGGACAUCACAUCCUUCAUGCACAUGAAGUUCAGAAAAUAGAAGCAGCCAUCGAAACAGCUGAAAUUCUGAAGACGUGGUCGUUUGGAGGUAUUGUAGGAGAUUUGAAAGAGCAUCUGAAACCAUGGCCAAACGGAGAAGAUUGGAAAGAAAUGAAUGUUUUUCAGAAAACAAUUUGUAUUGUGAAUAUAAUUCCAACAUUUCUUUUCAAACUCACAAUUCCUCACAACGAACAGCCCUGGUCCAAACCAAUAUCUCUUCUUCAUUGCCUAAUUUGUCCAGUUUUUCUUCUUUUCUGCAUUCAAGUUUGUUCGAUUUCUCCAUUUCCUAAUUCUCCCGGUCUUUGGCUUUACGGAUUGAUUCUUUCUACUUUGCUGAUAGUAAUCGUAUCAGUGUUCACUGAAUUGCACAAAGAACCAGAAUUUUAUAAAGGAAUCACUUCAUACGCUGGAUUCUUGAUGUCAAUUGCAUGGAUUUAUUUGAUAUCAUCAGAAGUUGUAAACGUGGUGACAAUGUUGGGAGUAGUGUCAAGAGUAUCACAUGAAGUACUUGGAUUGACGAUUCUCGCAUGGAGUAAUAGUAUUGGAGACCUGAUUGCUGACGUGUCUGUUGCUAAACAAGGAUAUCCGGUGAUGGCAAUGGCCGCUGCAAUUGGUGGUCAAUUAUUUAAUCUUCUGAUUGGAUUCGGAUUACCGUUUACCAUCGCUAAAAUUCAAGGAAAAUCAAUAUCAAUGAUAAUCAAUCCAACGUAUCGUCUUCUCAUGAUAUUCCUUGGAAUUUCUCUAGUCUUCACAUUAAUUGCAAUGUUCGCUCAAAAGUUCUUCUUACGACGUAUUCAUUCUUAUUCACUUGUCUUCAUUUAUAUUGCAUUCUUUGUAUUUAUUGGCCUUUCUCUUGAUGGUAUACUGGUUUGGAAUUGA
Molecule: messenger RNA, 3384 nt
Organism: Caenorhabditis remanei
Lineage: Eukaryota; Metazoa; Nematoda; Chromadorea; Rhabditida; Rhabditidae
Exons: 21
Coding region: 1-3384 (1127 amino acids)
Biological process (GO): intracellular calcium ion homeostasis; monoatomic cation transport; transmembrane transport
Cellular component (GO): membrane
Molecular function (GO): calcium:sodium antiporter activity
Source: RefSeq, a predicted model, not a curated record